Messenger RNA from Macrosteles quadrilineatus (aster leafhopper), 3934 nucleotides. RefSeq names its product out at first protein-like. The record is from RefSeq and is a predicted model, not a curated record. Bases 155 to 967 code for a protein of 270 amino acids. Lineage: Eukaryota; Metazoa; Arthropoda; Insecta; Hemiptera; Cicadellidae. The transcript is spliced from 5 exons.
CAAACUGAGCAGACGCCAACUUCGCCGUCGAAUUUUAUAAGGUUUCGUGUCUAGACAGUGUUUACUUCAGUCAGGAAUCGGACUUCGAAAUGGAACCUUAUCGGUGUGAUUGAUUAACUAAAUCGCGUAUCUUCAAACUCGAUAUUUCUAAAUUAUGGCUUUUGGAUUCACAGUUGCAAAUGAUGUUUAUUGGUUACUUUUCGUGGUUGUGUUCUUUUCAGCAAAUUUGGGAGACUCUCUGCUGCUGAUAAAUGUAAAAAAUCAGGGUGGAGAUGUCCUACAAGAGACAAUAUCUGCCAAUGUCAGUGAUGACACGGUCUUGCUGGAGUUCCAGAGAUCUGACGGAACCUUGGUCACACAACUGGUGGACUUUAGACAUGAGGUGCAGAUAUUAAAGGCCUUAGUUCUGGGAGAGGAGGAAAGAGGCCAAAGCCAGUAUCAGGUCAUGUGCUUUGUCAACCACAUUGACAAAAUGGAGUUUAUAUCACCUGACGCCAUGGCCAAACUAAGACAGAAAAACCCUGGCACAGUGCGGACGCCGGAGGAGGACCGGGGCCGGGAGAACAUGACUAUGGAGCUGUUUGUGGACGUGGCACGUGCCGGAGUCAUCUCUAGACACGUGCCGGUGUUGUGUGCCGAGGCCAGCGAUGCUACAUACACCCGACGUGCCGACAUAGACAUGUGGAGCCAGCUACCAGGUUCCUCUAAAGCGUCGUUGUUGGCAGCAGUGAGAGAAUACAACGGUUUGGUGCCUCCACCACAGAGAUGUCUAGAGACCCAUGCGCCGUGGCAAGCCUGUACUUGUCACCUGGAGCUGUGCAUUGGUUGGUACCCCUGCGGCCUCAAGUACUGCAGGGGGGCCAACCCGCGUACAGCCAACUACAGGUGUGGCAUCCGCACGUGUCGCAAGUGCAGUCUCUACCUCUACUACGUCCGUCAGAAGCAACUCUGCCUGUGGGAUGAAUGACCCUCGUAGUAAAUGAACACUUCACCGGUGACUGGACGGUUUUGUACUAGUUUCUGUAGACUUUACCUGUAACUGUGAGGUGAGAAAGAAUUUAUAUUUUUUAGUUUGUAAUUUUCUACUGAUAAUCUCUUCCAGGGCCCUGUGAGAGAUGUAGUGAUUAAGAUUUCAACAAGACUUUGAACAAGUUAUAUUAGCAUUAAACAUUGAAUACACAUCUAAAAUUGUUGAAAAUCUAUGAUUUCAAUUGUUUGUGCUUUGUUUUGUAAAUAGUCCUAAUAAAGCACAAAAAGUUAAAAUCAUAGAUUUUAAACAGUUUUUGAUUUGUAUGCAAUGUUAAAUGCUAUUAGAAAGCAUUAAAAGCUGUAGUUUUUAAAACUAAAGAUUUAUGAACUGUUCCAAUACGAAUUUAUGAACAAUAUUAUUUUUGAACAAAAUGUUAUUCAACGAUUACCGAAAUGCUCUUUCAAGGUAAAUUUUAUUUUUGGUCCUAAUACACUAUUAAUAUUACUUGCAACUUUGAGUGUUUGUUUUCUUAUAAGAAAAUGUAUAGUUAACAGUUUCUUGCCAUAUUGUUUAAAUAUAAUUAAUAUGUUUUAAUUUUUAUCAUUGUUAGUUGUACAUUAUUAGUUGUAAACUUUGAAAUACAUAUUGUUACAUUUACUUUUAUAAACUUGUAGCACGUGGAGCGAAAGUAAUACCUUGAAGGUAAUCUGGUAAAAGGGCUAGCUUUGUGGAUCAACAGUCGAGUCAGAGAUAUUCUCCGGUCUGUUACAUAAAACAUGUUUCAUCCUAUCGCAUUGAUCCUCAUAGGUCAGCAGAUAUUUGAUCUCAUAUUUUCCCAAAGACUCCUGACCCUACCAACCCUCCAAGAAAAACAUUAACAUCCCUUUGUAUAUCAUCAAUUCACCCCUUAGAUUUCCAGCAGUGAUUUUAUUUACUGGAGUUUUCAGCUUUGCAUUUGCUACCCAAAGUGAAUGUUGUGAGUAACAUGUAAAGGAAUUGCAAUUUUGAUAUCUCGGUGUAAGCUUUGUGUGGUUUCUUUUUAUUGAGGCAACCGUGUUACGUUUGGUCGUAAAUUCAAUUAGCAAUUGCUGGGUAUGUUUCGGUGAAACUUUUCAAUGUGGACAAAUUUAUUCUACAAUACGUUCGUGUUUGUUUAUUUUAAUUUCAGAUUGAAUUUAGGUACAUACAAAUAAUUGCCUAUUGCCAUUGUAAUCUUAGGCUUUACUUUAUGAGUUUUUGAUAUUAAGUAUAUUAUUACUGAAUCACAUAUUGUUUAUAUAUUUUUAUGGUAGAUUUUAUUUUAAAAUAUCUUUUUGAUAUUUUAGUUUUAGACAAAAAAAGUAAGUUUACAAACAUUUAUUUAAUCUUUAAUUCUCAAAGUCCAAGACGAAGUAACUCUGAAAGUAAUUGAUGUCUAGAAAUGACUGGUGUUUGUUGCCUAGCUAUUUUGACAUCUAACGCAAACAAAUUAUUGUUACGAAAAAAAAAUUACUGGCAUAAAUAUUUAGUUUUAAUUCUUUAUCAUAAUACGUGAAGCAAAUAAUAUAUUUAUCCUUAUUGAAUACAGUAGAACCUCAAUAACAAGUCUUUAAGUGGGAUUAUCAAAUAAGACCGGUUUGUUGUCAGUUUUGUUGAGGUUUACAAUAUCAUGUAAUUAAAUAUAAAACUGUAUAAAAUCGCUGGUAUUUGAAAAUGACACUUGUUAUCAAGUGCCACUUGUUAUUGAGGGUCUUUUUGUUGAGGUACCACUGUAUUAAAAUUGCCCUAUCCACACAGAGUUUUAUAUAAAUAUUUCAUAUGUGUAUUCCGAACUCUAUGGGGCCUUAGCUUUAUCUAAUAUAAGUAUUUUCUCGUAUUGUUGCUAUUCCUCAUUGUAAUGCAGUUAUAAUGAUAAUUUAAUAAGGCUUAACCUUUUUAAAGUCCUAUGUAUUGUUUUCAAUUUAAUUCAACAUUAUUAAUUUUGUUUUUUUAGACUAAGCUUAUUUAUAAGUUUUAUAAUACAAAUGUAUAAAGUAGAGUAAGUUAUUGAAACCUAUGAAUUCUGAUAUUAACUAUGAUUUUAACUAUCUAGAUUUUUAUAAUAACCUAAUUUUCUAAUUAUUAUUUUACUGAUAAAUGAUGCUAUUUUCGUAAUCGUGCGUGCUAAUGUCGAAAUUUGGUGCUUCUUGUCCCACCUAUCAACCUUAUCAGUCUUUUUUAUUUAAAUAUUAUACUAUUCAUGACAUUUCCUGUAACGUUUGAGAACUAUAAUAGAAAAAUAUUCCUUGCAAUAAUCUAUUAUAAAUGUGUGUUACAAUAAGAUACUGCAUUGAUUAUGUUAUUUGUUUAGGAGAAUUUUAUUCAAAAAUCCAUUUCCGCCUUAAUGUAAAGCAUAUAAAUUAUUUGAUUUAUUUUUUUACUGGAAGAAUUAUAUUUAUAUACAUAUUCCUAUUAUGUAAAAAGCAAUAAAUGUACUUGUUAUUUUGAUUUGUAAGGAUUUCAUUUUAAGGAAUUAUGUUAUUUAAUGUAAUUAGUGCUGAAUGUCUUAGUGAAACAAACUAUUAUAAGGUUUAAACAUUUAUCUUUUGUGUUGACUUUUGAAAUUUCAAAUUUUAGUUAAAUGGAGAUUACAUUUUAUAAUCAAAUUGUACAUCUUUUAAGACUAUCAAUAUUUUUUGGCUUUGAUACUGAUGUAUGUUUGCCAUUUCAUGUGCCAUGCCAGAUAAUCUCUAAACUCUGGCCAAUAGACCUUUCUGUAAUGUUUUUUCAUCUAUUAAGGCUGUUUAUUUUUUCUCUGAAGCCAUUUCGUCUGUGCCAUAGUUACAGCGUGUCCGCUUGGUUCUUGUAUACGCCUUAACCCAACUAUGUUAGCUGCCUGUAUUUAUAGCCUUUUUUGUUAACUCCUACCAAUUCCUACAUUGUAUGUGUCUGUAAUGCGACUUUUGCGCUCUAGUUUUGUAUGAAACUAAUAAACUGAAAUUUUAU